Messenger RNA from Phialemonium atrogriseum, 972 nucleotides. RefSeq names its product activator of Hsp90 ATPase. The coding region runs from base 1 to 972 and encodes 323 amino acids. Gene Ontology annotation, biological process: positive regulation of ATP-dependent activity; protein folding. Gene Ontology annotation, cellular component: cytosol. Lineage: Eukaryota; Fungi; Ascomycota; Sordariomycetes; Cephalothecales; Cephalothecaceae. The record is from RefSeq and is a predicted model, not a curated record. The transcript has 3 exons. Gene Ontology annotation, molecular function: protein-folding chaperone binding; ATPase activator activity.
AUGGUUCUCCAUAACCCCAACAAUUGGCACUGGGUCAACAAGGAUGCCUCGCCCUGGGCCAAGCAGUGGUUUGAGGAGAACCUGACGAAGCUGGAGGCGAAGGAUGGCGAUGUUACCGCUAGAAUCAGCAAAGUCAUCAGCAUGGAUGGGGAUGUCGACGUUAGCCAGCGGAAAGGGAAGGUCAUUACCAUCUACGAUGUCAAGUUAACUCUGGAAUACUCAGGAUCCACCGCCGAGGAUGAGGAUGUUUCUGGUACCAUCACUGUCCCCGAAGUUGCCCACGAUACGGAGGAGGAGGAGUUUGUCUUCGACAUUGACAUCUACUCGGAUGCCAAAGAGAAGCAGCCAGUCAAGGACCUCAUCCGAGCGAAGCUUAUUCCGCAGCUGCGAGCCGAAUUCCUCAAGCUCUCGCCAGCUCUGAUUGCGGAGCACGGCAAGGAUCUCCAGCACGCCCCCGGCUCGAAUCCGUCAAGCGGCUUCUCGACCCCGAAAUUCCAACCCAAGCCGUCGGCGUCCCCGGCGCCCACCUCCACCGCGACGCAGGGCAGCAGCGGCAGCAGCGGCAGCACCGUGAACACGGUGGUGGUGACCGACAACGAAGAGUUCCGCACGACCGCCGCCGAGCUGUACCAGACCUUCACAGACCCCCAGCGCCUGGCAGCCUUCACACGGGCUCCCCCAAAGGUGUUCGAGGGCGCCAAGGAGGGCGGGAAGUUUGAGCUGUUCGGCGGGAACGUCUCUGGCGAGUACCGCGAGCUCCACGAACCCACAAAAAUCGUCCAGACCUGGAGGCUUGACCAGUGGCCCAAGGGGCACUACUCCACGUUGCAGAUCGAGUUCGACCAGAACGACGUCGAGCACGUCACGGUGAUGCGCGUUACGUGGAGCGGCGUUCCCGUGGGCCAGGAAGAGGUCACCAGGCGGAACUGGGGCGAGUACUACGUGCGGAGCAUCAAGAAGACUUUCGGGUGA